AAUAUUAUUUGAUUUUUGAAAUUUCAAACUUUAUUUCUUAAUUUUGAAAUUGAUCAGGUGCAUAUUCAUUCCACCUGAUUAGGUUACAGAUUCAAUAAAACCGAUCACAGAUGAGAAUGUGCACAGGUCACAGAUUUUAUGCAACUGGUCACAGGUCAUUGCCAAUGAGUGGUCACCGGAAUAGUCGUCGAAACAGUUGGAGAGGUCAUCGGAAUAUUCGUCGGAACGGGAUAAGUCACUGGAAGUUGCCGGAGAAGUGUUGAAGUCGCACGUCGUAAGUUGUCGGAGAAGCUACUGAGCCGUCGCCGAAAGUUGCCAGAGUCGUCGCUGGAAGCAGCAGGAGCCAUCGCUGGAGAAGCUGCCGGAGUUGUUGUCGGAGAAGCUGUCCGAGCCGUUGUCAGAAGUCGCCGAAGAAGCUGCCGGAGCUGUCGCUGGAAGUGAGGUGGGAUGGAGAGAGAAAGAGAAUGGUUUAAUGUGAUGGGUCGAUAGGUUGGAGAUGGGGUAGAAUAAGUAGAUUAAUUAUAUUAUAUUAUAAUUAAGUAUUUAAUAAAUUUAAUUAUCACCUUAUUUUUGAAAUAUUUUUUGAAGUUUGUUAGUUUUGAAAUAUGAUUUUUAAAUGAAGGACUAAUGUGGUGUUCCCUACUGAAAAUAUGUCAACCAUUUAGGUCAUCAUUCCCUUAACUUUUCAUCAGUCAACAAUAGUACACAUUCUCAUUUGUUUUCCUAUCCAUAUUAAUAUGAACGUACAUCCAUGUUAUCAACCUCGUCUCUAUCGACAUUCACAUUCUCAUCAUAAUAAUCAUGAGGUCAUUAGUUUAGAAAUUGGAAAAAAACAAUCUUUUUACAUUGUUUUUGACUCAAGGCUAAACCCUAAUAUUCCCUUAAAUUCUUGCAAUUGAUAUAUGAGAAUUCCCAUUUUCUUAUCUAAGUACCUCUUAACGAUAUAUUGUCACCUUUGUACUAGGUCUCUUGGUUUUAUGUUGAAGCUUAGUUGAUCAUAGAACUACAUUAUAGGUUGAUCUAACGUGUUUUUACGAAGGGUAGAAAUUUGACGAUAUUAAGGUAUGCGUAGUGCUUAAGUUAUUGACAAAAAUUCUAAGCCCGUGACACUCGCCUCCGAAUUUUUGGGGAAGACAUCUUGAAUUUAUUAUGCCUUUAGACAUCAAAAUAGUCUUGGUUUUUGUAGUGCUUAAAUGUGAUUGACAAAAAUUCCAAGCCCAUGACAAUUGCCUCCAAAUUUUUGGUGAAGACAUCUUGAAUUUAUUAUCCCUUUAGAUGUCAAAAUAGUCCUUAUGGGAAGAUUUUAUUACUGUUAGUUUUGCAAGUGAAUUUAAAAGGUACCUUAGAAGGAACGUUUGUGCUACAAGUAUAUCACCACUUACAGAUUGGUGGUUAGGGCUUGAUUUGGUUAUUCAGCAUUCGGUAUGGUAGCUCAGCAAGCUCAAACUGUUGGGUAUGCGUUUGUAGACCAAUAUUAUUACAUACUCCACCGUUCGCCGGGGCAUGUUCCUAAUUUGUAUAACAACGUCAGUAAGCUUGGCUGUCCUGAAGAUGAUGGCUCCAUGAGCAUCACCACCACUUUGCAAGCAAUCAAUGAGAAGAUUCUGUCACUGAACUAUGGACACUUAAGGCCUAAGAUCAACACUCUGGAUGCACAAGAGUCCUUUAAUGGGGGAGUUCACGUCCUGGUGACUGGAUAUCUGUCUGGGAAGGGCAAUACAUUUAGGAAUUUCUGUCAAACAUUCUUUCCCAUUCCACAGUAUAACGGCUACUUUGUUCUGAACAACAUUUUCUUAUAUAUGGGGAUUUUCAAUGUGAACCCUGCUGUGGUCAGCAAUGUUUUGAGGCCCAUUACACCAGAGCUAAGUCCAGCUCCGCUUCAGGAGAUUCACGCUUCUCUGCGAAGCAGUUCAUCUACUGAUGAAGCUUAUGGGGGAGAAGCUUCCACCUUGUAUGAGAUUGUAGAUGUUCCAAUCGUUGAAGAGGAAAUUCCAAAAGAAGAAAUUCGAGUAGCUGAGUUUUUGAUGAAGUAUGGGAAGAUUUUUCAAAUGGUGGUUGAAUCUAGUCCACAAAUUGAAGAAGUGCAAAAGAAGUCUUAUGCUUCUAUUGCGACGCAUCUCAAGGAAAGCACUGCAAAUUUCUCACUGCCACCACAUGAUCCUCAGAAAGCUCCCCCAAAGAUCACAGAGCAAGUGAAUACACAUUUACCACCGCCAACCGAUGCACCUUUUCUAGUUCUGUUGCAAUUGAUAUUGGGAAUAAUAAAGAUGUUGCAGGGAACACUAGGAGAAGGUUCAAAUCUGGGAGGGGUUCUGGAUUCAGAAAUGAGGCAGCGACAGGAUGCGGAGCUGGUGGCAGAGGUUAAAGUCGUGGAGAUUUUAAUGCCAGGAAUGAGUUCGCAUAUGGAGGUGGUAGUCGGGGAGGAAUGAUGGAUAUCAGAGGGCUGACAACAUCAAUGGCAAUGUUGACCGUAUGAGCGGCCGUGCUGGUGGAAUGGUCAAUGGGGCUGCAAAAACUGUGGCACCUUGGGUUUUGGCUACUCUUGAGAACGAUAGUUAAAGAAGGGGCAAUUGGUUUUUGUAGGCUUUUCCUUUAAAAUUAUGGUAAAUUUUAAGUGUGUGGACAUCCAGCGGGUAGACAGUUUCAUGGACUGAAUUUUUUAUAGGGUUUUACAAUUUUCUUGGCUGUUAGGUUUAUAUUGUGGUGCAAUUUGAUGUCCCGGAGUUGUAAUUCUUCCUAUAUCAUUUUUGGGCCAUUUAUUCCAUAUUCA
Olea europaea var. sylvestris is the source of this 2770-nucleotide messenger RNA. RefSeq lists its product as uncharacterized. Gene Ontology annotation, molecular function: mRNA binding. The transcript has 6 exons. Gene Ontology annotation, cellular component: cytosol; ribonucleoprotein complex. Lineage: Eukaryota; Viridiplantae; Streptophyta; Magnoliopsida; Lamiales; Oleaceae. Bases 1425 to 2429 code for a protein of 334 amino acids. The record is from RefSeq and is a predicted model, not a curated record.